Messenger RNA from Anolis carolinensis (green anole), 4357 nucleotides. RefSeq names its product ribitol xylosyltransferase 1 (gene rxylt1). Gene Ontology annotation, biological process: protein O-linked glycosylation via mannose. The coding region runs from base 227 to 1543 and encodes 438 amino acids. Gene Ontology annotation, molecular function: ribitol beta-1,4-xylosyltransferase activity. Gene Ontology annotation, cellular component: Golgi apparatus. NCBI's taxonomy places the organism in Eukaryota, Metazoa, Chordata, Lepidosauria, Squamata, Anolidae. The transcript is spliced from 6 exons. The record is from RefSeq and is a predicted model, not a curated record.
AGAUGUAUCCAGAAAGGGGAAUUUGCUUGAGACUUCCCAUUAAGAGUAACCAGCUGAUGCUGAGCAAUUGAAUGUAACCUAAAGAGAAUUGGUGAAAAGAGCUCCUCAUUGAGGCUCCCUUCCUGCGCUUUUCCGUCAGGCGAGUGCAGUAGUCGCCUCAGCGCGUCAUGCCGCGGGGGUCUUUCUCCGUCCCGGCAAGAUGGCGGCGCCCACCGGGCCCUGAAAGAUGAGGCUGACUCGGAAGCGGGUUUGUUCGGCGCUGCUGGCGGCCUACUUGCUCUUCUCCCUCUACGCCGCUUAUAGCGUCUUUCUGAAGCCUCGGCGACCUGUAGCCCCGCGGGCGGGGCAGAGAGAGAAGCAAGGGCGGGCAGAGCAUGCUGCUUUGAGAACUGAUGAAUGGAAUCCUUGGGAAGUUGAUGAAAAGAAUGAUUUGCAACAGAAGUCGGCAAGCAACUUUCACCUAUUGAAAAAGAUGGGAGGGCAAGAGGAACAAGCAGACCUCAGGGUACAAAUCUGGGGGAAAGCUGCUAUUGGUCUUUACCUGUGGCAACAUAUCUUUGAAGGUCCGCUUAAGCCUGCAGAUGUUUCAGCUCAGUGGAGAGAAGGAAGCAUAAAAACAGGAAGCUCAUUUUUCAGUUUCAUCACAGGUCCAGCAGUCGUCCCUGGCUACUUCUCUGUAGAAGCUGACAAUGUGGUUUUAGUGCUGAAUGGCAGGGAAGAAGGAAAGAUCUCCUCCGCCACCCAGUGGCUGUAUUAUGCACAAACAUUAAUAGAAACGCACAAGCUGCGGCAUGUUGCUGUUGUGUUGCUUGGAAGUGAACAGUGUAGAAAUGAAUGGAUUUACCCAUACUUAAAAAACAAUGGAGGGUUUGUGGACCUCCUCUUUGUAGUAUAUGACAGUCCCUUAGUGAAUGAAGAAAAUGUUUUCCAGUGGCCUUUGGGAGUAGCAACCUACAGAAAUUUUCCUGUAGUUGAACCGAACUGGUCAAUGCUGCAGUCACCAAGGUUGUACCAGUGUAAUUUCUUGGGAACGGUAUAUAAGAAUUCAACACGUGAGAUCGUAAUGAAAGUUCUGUUACAGAAUAGACUUAAUAAGCUCUGUUGGAUUUCACCCAGAGAAGAGUGGUGGCCUCAAGAAACCAAUGAGAGCCUUCGAAAUUAUCAAGACGCAUUGCUGCAAAGUGAUCUCACACUAUGCCCAGUGGGAGUAAAUACAGAAUGCUAUAGAAUUUACGAGGCUUGUUCCUUUGGUUCUGUUCCUGUAGUAGAAGAUGUAAUGACACCAGGAAAUUGUGGCAAUUCUUCUGUGCACCAUAGUGCUCCAUUGCAGUUACUGAAGGCCAUGGGAGCUCCCUUUAUCUUCAUUAAAAACUGGAAAGAACUUCCCGCUGUUUUAGAAAAAGAGCAAAAUAUGACCCUGGAACAGAAAAUUCACAGGAGAAAAAAGUUAAUGGAGUGGUAUCGGCAGUUCAAAAUACAGAUGAAACAAAAAUUUAUCAGUGCAUUGCAAAAAUCAUUUUUACAUAAGGACAGAGGAAGUUAACUAUUGCUCUGUAUACAAGCAUGAGUAAAGUGUAAUUUCUCUUGAACUUUUUGUAAUGAUGUAAAUUUUCAAAAGUCCUUUCUUGCAAGUUGGAACUGCCUCUUAAAUGAUUGUUGUAUUUGUAUAUACCGGUAAAAUAAUAUAAUAUAUGUAGAUAAAUGUAUUCUGGCAGACGGUUUGUUUCAAUGAAAAAGUCUUGUCUUCUAAAAGUACUUUGUUCAUUAACCGAUAGCAGAGUCAAUCAGCACAUGAGAUUCUUUUGUCAGAAGUGAAAAUCCCUCCAGAAUUAGCCUUAUACAGGCUUGCUACUCCUGGAGUCAUACAUUUUCUGUCUAGGAUGCUCUCGAUCCUGUAGAACAAUAAUCAAUUUUCACUUGAAGCUGACCAUAGAGUCGCACUGAGGGACGUAGUAAUUUCUAGAGAGAACAUAAUAAUCAAAUCCACAAAAAGUGAAAGCCACAAAUAUGGAGGCCUGACUGUAUGUAUAUAGAUAUGUGUGUGUAUUUAUGUAUAUAUGAAAAAAAUGUGUCCAUCUCUAAAAUAGACUAGUUUGCUUUUCAUUCCCACUACCUUUUGAAAAAGCAUACCUGUUUUAGGUUGCUUUCAUACACACAUUGAAAAUAUCAGUUCACACUGGAUAAUUCUUUCACUUCUUCCAGUGUAAUCUAGCACAAGGAAGUGCUCCAUCAGACCUAAUGCUGCUUGGAGAUUGUCAUAUGCCCUAGUUAGGAAGAAAAAGAACAAAAAUCCAUCUUUGACCUACCUUGACAGGUAGGCAUGGACACAACUUUUUAUGAGUAGCGCAUAAAAUACAAGGUAGGGUAGGAAAGGGUUCAAAAAGCAACACUGAUGCAUUUUAUGCCGAACUGAACAAUUUUGCUCCUUGUUGUGGAAAAGUGAUUUGUUACAGGCAAUGAGCAUUUCUGUAAUGAAUUAUUUCCAAGCACUGGAGAACAACACAGGCCAAUCCUUGAAUUAUGUAAUGUUCUUCCUCUAUGAUUUAUUAUUAUUAAUCUUUAAUGAAACUAUAUCAUCCUUGUAAUUAUAAAAGUAACUAAAAGUUGCAAUUAUAUCACAAAAUAAAGUUACUGGUUUUUAUUGAUUCUAAGACUCACCUUUUUUUAUGUAAACAUCUCAUAAAAAUAGGUGUGUCUUAGAAUUGCGGGUGAUAUAUAUAUUUAUUUCUGUUAGUGCAGUGGUUCGCAACCUGUGGGUCCCCAGGUGUUUUGGCCUACAAUUCCCAGAAAUCCCAGCCAGUUUACCAGCUGUUAAGAUUUCUGGGAGUUGAAGGCCAAAGCAGCUGUGGAACCACUGCAUUAGUGUGUGUCUUACAAUCAAUGGCAUAUUAGAAUUGAUGAAAUACGGUAUAUAAAAAUAGUAGAAAUUAGGACUAUACUUUAGUUUCUGGAACAGUAAUUAGUUACUUCAGCGCUGAAUGCAUAUCAGGGCUGACCCUGCUUAGCUUUCAAGAUUAGAUGAGAUCUGUUGCUUCUAGUAUUCCAAAGUAAUGGGCAAAAUCCCUGGACUGAUAGCGGCUUGGAUACAAUAUGACUUCGGUUGUCCUGAACCCUAAUGUCAGUUCAGCUUGCCCUUAACCCACAUUGUACUCUAAAAGUUAUAUUCAUUUGCUUUUUCUGAUUUAUUCAACACAGAAAGAUGUAUUUUAAAGUAUUGCUGAUCAUAAUUGAAUGUUAACUAUGUGAGAUAUGACCUCAUUUGUGUGUCAGUCCCCAAAAGUCUUACAUGAUUGAGAUGAAGUUCACAGUAAUAACUCAGAUUCAUAGGAAAUUCUGAGUUUCAAAUGCAUCAGAUCUAUAGCAUUGCUUUAUAUAUCAGAUGUUACAUAUCAUGUGUGACAUUUAAUCAUCUACUGUAUUCCAUUGGCUCAAAGUAACACAUACACCUAGUACUUGAAUAUCUAGUUGAGCCAGUGAUGGGGACUAGUCACUCUCUUUGUUGUUGUAGAGAUCUGUUUUAAACUGAAAUGUUACUGAUUUUUUAUCUUUCUAAAUGUUAUGAUUUGAAUUGUGUUCUCAUUGUGAAUAGUUCAAUUCUGUUUUUGUAUGUUUUGUACUUAUUUUAAGGCCUUGAGUUUCAGCUGAGGGACAGGAUGGCAGGAGGUGGAGGAUUGGUGUAGAUUGUCGUGUAGGGUGUGUAUGUAGUCCUGGGACCAAACUCCAGUGAAUACCAAGGGCCCACUGGGUUACAUGGGGAGAAACUUAGGGAUGCAUGAGUAUGUCUUAGGCUGGAUGUAUAUUUUUCCCUAUGAUUAUCAGUACAGUAGAACAGUUUGUUGAUUUUGUUUUCCUGUGUCAGGAGCGACUUGAGAAACUGCAAGUCACUUCUGGUGUGAGAGAAUUGGCCGUCUUCAAGGGCACGCCUGGAUGUUUUUACCAUCCUUGUGGGAGGCUUCUCUCAUGUUCCUGCAUAGAGAUGGAGCUGAUAGAGGGAGGUCAUCCGUGCUCUCCCCGAGUUGGAUUCAAAUUCGCAACCUUCAAGUCAGCAACCCAACCUUCAAGUCAUCAGUCCUGCUGGCACAAGGGUUUAACCCACUGCACCACUGGAGGCUCAGUUUGUUGAUUACUUUAUUACAAGAACUUUGGGCACUUUAAUGAUGAAUGCAAAUGUAUGUGGUGCAAACCAGUGUCUGGUGGAACCUGGCUAUUUGUCUGGGAUUGCAUCCUUGAAAGUAUUUGUCUAGCAUUAAUUAGUACUAAUUAAUGUAUACUAUGUAUUAAUAGCAUACAAAUUAAUUUAUGUUCAUGAUUUUCUGACUCAUUUUACACAUAUAAAUUCCAAAAUAUUUUUCUUUUC